Micropterus dolomieu (smallmouth bass) is the source of this 997-nucleotide messenger RNA. RefSeq names its product C-type lectin domain family 3, member Ba (gene clec3ba). Gene Ontology annotation, biological process: bone mineralization; ossification. Bases 75 to 674 code for a protein of 199 amino acids. The transcript has 3 exons. NCBI's taxonomy places the organism in Eukaryota, Metazoa, Chordata, Actinopteri, Centrarchiformes, Centrarchidae. The record is from RefSeq and is a predicted model, not a curated record.
GCUGCGAGGACCUUCUCUGUGGUGCUGCACCACCAACAGUUUCUUUACGGUGGAUUUAAAGUGUUUUUCCAGGUAUGAUGGAUGCUAGAGGGAUUCGCUUGAUGUUUUGCCUUCUCCUGUUGGCACACUGCACGUUCCAGCAGACCACCUCAAAGAAAAGAAAUGGCAAGAGAGACUCUGCAAACAAUGCUGCGAUUGAAGAGCUGAAGAAACAGAUUAAUGACAUUGUUCAAGAGCUGACUUUGCUGAAAGAGCAGCAAGCAUUACAGACAGUUUGUCUGCGAGGCACCAAGGUCCUCGGCAAGUGUUUCCUGGCUGACCCAGUGAAGAAGACCUUCCACGCAGCCAGCGACGACUGCAUCGCCAAAGGAGGCAGCCUGGGCACUCCCCUGACAGGAGACGAGAACGACCAGCUCUACAGCUACGUGCGCCAGAGCAUCAGCCCAGAGGAGCACAUCUGGCUGGGCAUCAACGACAUGGUGACCGAGGGCCAGUGGGUGGACCAGUCAGGCUCCGGCGUGCGCUUCAAGAACUGGGAAACAGAGAUCACUCUGCAGCCAGAUGGAGGGCGCAACCAGAACUGUGCCAUCCUCUCCACCACAGCCAAUGGGAAGUGGUUUGAUGAGAGCUGCCGGGCCGAAAAGGCUUCUGUGUGUGAGUUCAACAUUGUCUGAAGGCGGGUGCUUGCUUUCUGACAUCAAUGUCAUUCGUAUGAACAUUAAAUGCUGCUUGCAGAAAAGAGAGUAUUACUUUGCAUCUUCCUUAAGCUCACAUUUUCUUGACCAAGCCAUUCAGGUGGACUUCACACAGUGGUCUGGGAUACAGUAGGUCAUUGUAUAAGCUAAACUCACAGGGGCAUGAUUGCUUUUGUCAAUGCAAUGAAACCUUGUUUUGAGUAUUUGAGUAUCUUUUCUGAGGCACCUUUGUUCUGAAUAUCACGUUGUGCUGCUUAUAUUACAUUACAUAAUGUUAAUACAAAUAAAAUAGUGACUCCUCA